Molecule: messenger RNA, 2130 nt
Organism: Acyrthosiphon pisum (pea aphid)
Lineage: Eukaryota; Metazoa; Arthropoda; Insecta; Hemiptera; Aphididae
Product: F-box only protein 28
Exons: 8
Coding region: 641-2044 (467 amino acids)
Biological process (GO): positive regulation of DNA-templated transcription
Cellular component (GO): nucleus
Molecular function (GO): protein binding; transcription coactivator activity
Source: RefSeq, a predicted model, not a curated record
GCGGGACGCGCGAACUAUCGAUGUAGUUGUAGACAAGCGACGACACACCAGAACACCCGCCGUGUACCUGCCUAUGCGCGCGCCUCACAAGGUCCCCUGGCGGCACCGUACUUUUUGACCUGGCGGAGCUUUUAUUCGACUUUCAUUGUGUUCUCUCGAAGUCCGCUCUUUUGUGUUUUGGGCGCGAGAUUUUGUACACGCACGCAGGCGAAACAGUGUUCCUCCAGCCCUACCGGACGAUUGGCUUUUUUCCCUCCCUCUCGCCGCUACCACCCCUCCACAAUCGUGUUUGUCACCCCAUCAGUGCCCUCCCCCUGAAAACCUGAUAACGCGAGCCUUUGUCCGUAAAGGUCCAUUGUCUCGCAGAGUCGUCUUCCGCGCUUUGUGUGUGUCUCCUUAGUCCUUUGCUAAGCCGUACGAAAGCAUUUUUCUUUCGAUAACUUCUCGUUCGACUGCGUGAUCUUCCCCUCGACUGUGACUGUGGUUUUGGGUUUGUCGCGCCACCAACGAACCUUCGUAUUAUUCGUGUCUUACUUGCUUGAGAAAUUCAACGAGACGUUUUUUACAUUUUUUUCGCAUCCAAUUGUUCUACUCAUACAUUUUAAAUUGUCUGAUAUUUUCAACAUCAAAAUUAUAUAAAAUGGUAUCUACAAGACAACAAAGUAGUAGUAGUUCUGGUUCUUCAACCAAAGUGGUUGUUAUACCAAAACCUGAGAAAAAUUUCAGUGUAGUCAAUUUAGGCCAAAGUAGUUCUAGCCAUAUUAAUUUGCUAGACCUUCCAUAUGAAAUCCUUGAGAAAAUCUUAUCAUAUACCAAUUUCAAACACAUAUCCCAACUAAGAUCGAUUUCCCGGCAUUUCAAUGUAGUGUGUAGUACUAUGUUAAAUUCUACUUUUCAACGUCUGCAAAACCAAAUGUUAAAUCGCUUUCAAAUUAUUAAAACCAAAAUGCCCAGACGGGAAUCUGCUAGGAGACAACAUCCACUAGCUUGUGAAUCAGAUAUUGUUGAAACACUUCAUAUGAGAUUAUUAUUAUUGCGUAUGGCAUUUGGUAAACACAUCGAAAGAAAACAUAUAUGUUUUUUUGCCGGAGAGAUUUUAGAUGAAGUGUAUAAAAUUCUACAUUAUAUUAAAGUUACUUCAAAGUUGGCAAGGCCAUAUAAAGUGACAGAUGAACUAUUUGACUUGUCCACAAUGGCCAUGGAAUAUUUUAGGGAAAAAAUUGAACCAACUCUUCCAGAAAUUCGACUUUUUGCCAAUGAUUAUCAUGAAUUUCCUUCACCUUUAGGUCCACCCAAUACUAGAACUAUUACCAGCAUGUGUUUGAGAAAACGUAGUUUAAUGAUACGUGAAGGUUCGGUUUCAAGUUUAGAAGGCAAACGAGCUUCAUCCGAAAGUCCUCAAUGUGGUUCGAUGUUACGAAAAAGUGUCGGUAAAAUUAAGCAAGGAAUAAAAACGUCUCAAAGUUGUCAUUUGGAAAGGGAUUUCUUAGACUUACGGAAACAAUUGCGCAAAACAUCAACUCAAUCUGGCAAUGUGCAACGUGAGUUAAAACAAUGCAAAUCACAAAUGGCUGAACAACAUAAAACAUUGGUAGAAUAUUCAAAUAGGAUGGAUGAAUAUGAUAAGAAGAAUGAAGAGACAAAUCGAAAAUUCAGCACGUUAUUACAAGAACUCAAUAAGUGCAAGACAGAAAUUCAAUAUCUACAAUCAGCAUCUUCAUCUUCUACACUUUCAGUUUGCUCAUCCUGCAGUACUACUGCAAGUGAUCUAUCUUUAGUUAUGGGACCACCUGCUUUAAAUUCUACUACCAACGCUGUACGCACUAGAUUGCAUACUCAAGGAGACCAAAUUCCAGAAAAUACUAACGAGGAUUCUGUGGAACCGAGUGAACCAGUAGUAUUCGAGGAAGUAAAGAGUUCUGAUGAGCAAGAACCAUCCACUAGUACUGGUGUUAAACGUAAAUUAGAAUUGGCUAUUCCCAAAGCUGCAAAACGUGUCAGGGCUGUAGCCAAAAAAGUACGCAGCAUUAAUAACGCUAACUAGACAAUAAAUAAAUAAAUGAUAAUGAAAAUAAUAAUUUUUUAUCGAAACGAAUCUACCUCUCACAUUCAUAUAGACUUAAAUUGAAA